UAAUAUUAUUAAUAUUGUUUCACCACAUUGUGCAUUUUAUGAUGAAAAUGUUUAUAUUUCAUAUUGUAUCAUUUGUUUUGCAGUAAUUUGUGGUCUAAAUAAACGCAAAUAUCGUCCUGAGAAAUGAUACAAUCCAACCCCUCCCUGUGGCGCUCACAUAUAUACAAAGAUUGUUUCUGUCCAACUUGUUGUUAAUAUCAAUAUAUGUGACAUUAUAUUCCCUGCUUGAACCACACUAAUGUGCACACUGCAACCCCCUGGUGUUUUCAGUACAUUGUUUAAUUCUGAGCUACGAAAGGCUCCAACCUCACAACUCGUCAUCCUCGCAGAGAGAGAGAGAGAGAGACGCCCUUUCGAAAGGGAUCCUCUUCCGUAACCGGCUGCACGGUGCAGACGCCAGCAAAAUGGCACAGAAAAACAUGGCAAGGAAUCGGAAAGAAAGAAAUAGCUGGGGCGGAUUUUCGGAGGGAAGCUUCAAUUGGACAUCAGAAGAUGAAACUGUGCAGCAAGCCAGACCAGUUCAGAUUCUUGUUGUUAAUGAUGACCAUACUUUUGAACUGGAUGAAACAGCUCUGAACAAAAUCCUUCUCUCAGAAGAAGUUAGAGAUCGGGAAGUGGUUGCCUUAUCUGUUGCUGGUGCCUUCAGGAAAGGAAAAUCAUUUCUUAUGGACUUCAUGUUGAGAUAUAUGUACAGUCAGGAUCACAAUACUUGGUUAGGUCAGGAUGAUGAGCCUUUGACUGGUUUCUCUUGGCGUGGAGGUUCAGAGCGUGAAACUACUGGGAUUCAGAUAUGGAGUGAAGUGUUUCUGGUGGACAAGCCUAAUGGAGAAAAGGUUGCAGUACUAUUGAUGGACACGCAAGGGACAUUUGACAGUCAGUCAACUCUUAGAGAUUCUGCUACAGUAUUUGCACUUAGCACCAUGAUAAGUUCAAUGCAGGUAUAUAACUUGUCACAAAAUAUUCAAGAGGAUGAUCUUCAGCAUCUACAGCUCUUCACUGAAUAUGGACGUCUAGCUAUGGAAGAAACGUUUCAGAAACCAUUCCAGUCACUUAUAUUUCUAGUCCGUGAUUGGAGUUUUCCAUAUGAAUUCAACUACGGUCUUGACGGAGGCUUCAAAUUCCUAGAGAAACGCCUUAAGAUUUCAGAAAAUCAGCAUGAAGAACUACAGAAUGUCCGGAAACAUAUUUAUUCUUGUUUUACAAAUAUUGCCUGCUUCCUGAUGCCACACCCUGGUUUGAAAGUGGCUACCAAUCCCAAUUUUGAUGGACGGCUAAAAGAAAUAGAUGAGGAGUUUAUAAAACAUCUGAAGGUGCUGGUUUCUUGGCUACUGUGUCCUGAGAACCUUGAGUUGAAAGAAAUCAAUGGGAAUAAAAUAACAGGUCGAGGGCUUGUGGAGUAUUUUAAGGCAUACAUAAAGAUCUAUCAAGGGGAGGAACUACCUCAUCCCAAGUCCAUGUUACAGGCCACAGCAGAAGCAAACAAUUUAGCAGCUGUAGCAGCAGCCAAAGAUCUGUACGGUAAAAAAAUGGAGGAGAUCUGUGGAGGAGACAAACCAUUCCUUGCACCAAGUGACCUCCAGAGUAAACACAUGGGGCUCCGAGAUGAAGCUGUUAAAUUAUUCCGUGGAGUUAAGAAGAUGGGAGGAGAGGAGUUCAGUCGCCGUUAUUUGCAACAACUGGAGAAUGAAAUUGACGAGUUGUACAUAAACUACAUAAAACACAAUGAUAGUAAAAACAUCUUCCAUGCUGCCCGUACACCAGCCACUCUAUUUGUGGUGAUAUUUAUUAUGUAUGUAAUAGCUGGAGUGACAGGAUUUAUUGGAGUGGACAUUAUAGCCAGUCUGUGCAACAUGAUAAUGGGGCUGGCACUGAUCACCCUGUGCACAUGGGCAUACAUUAGGUAUUCUGGAGAAUACCGAGAACUUGGAGCUGUCAUAGACCAAGUAGCAGGAGCCUUAUGGGAGCAGGGAAGUACUAAUGAGGCUCUUUUCAGGCUAUAUGAUGCAGCUACAAGCCACAGACACAUUUAUCACCACACCUUCCCUGCAGCACAACCAGAAAGCAAUGCAGAUACCAAGAAGAAAAAAUGAAUUACCUGGAUUCCUCUGCUGCACACUCACAAGGGAAAUCUUUCAUUAUUAUUGUGCAUUCCCAUGCCACUAAUCCAAGAAGUGCUAUAUAAAUGGAAAGCCAAUGAUAUGAUAACUUGUAACUGAAUGAAAUCACAUACCAACACUGAACACUGUGCUGGUUUUCACUUAUAGUUAUGUUGCAAAUUGUAAUGUGAAAAUGUGCUAGUUUGCAUGAUUUUGUUAACUGUUGAAAUGAGUCAAAUGUUCUUCCAUCAAGAAUGUACAAUUAAUGAUUAUUUUAAUCACUUUAAUGAACUUCUGGCACCUGUUUUUUUUCUUUCAACUGAACAUUUGUCUUCCAUAAGAACUUUAAUUUUCAAUGUAAGCACUGCACAUUUAAAACAUUUACUAUUUAUUGAAUGUUAAAACCUGUUUUGGAACUCAAUUUCUUUACUGUCUUAAGAUUGCAAUAUAGUAUAUGUUAAAAAAACUUUGCUCAUAGCUACAGCGAAAUGUUUCCACCCAUGAAAAAUAAAUUUGUUUUAUUACUUUAAGUCAGUUCAUCUUAAUAAAUCAUUGUGUCCUGAUAAAAUAUUUAAGUCACCUUUAAAUGCAACAUUUACUUCAGUUUAAGACCAAAAAUAGUAGCCAGCAAGACCAGAUUAAUAUGUUAUUAUUACUUUUAGUAAAAGAGCACAAAAACAUGAGAUACAAUAUCUAAAUUAAUUAAUUGCUGAAUUCUGUUCAGGUUCUGUUUCCAUUCUGUAAAUAAUGGUUUCUAUGCACAAAUGUAACCCUGAAUCUCCAGAGAGCAGGUAGUUUCACAUCAUGGAAAAUAAUUCAAAUAAUCUGCUCGAGGUCAAAAAGUAAAGGAAUUUGUGAAAUGCGGCAAAAUAGUCCAUGAAAAAGCGGUUUCUGAAAUUCAUAUAAAUUUCACCCUUCACCAAAAGCAAUUUUAACUUGUGGUAAUACAAGUAUACUUGUCCAGAUAGACAGGAAAUCAAAAUU
This is a messenger RNA of Chiloscyllium plagiosum (whitespotted bambooshark), 3080 nucleotides long. It is a transcript of the gene atl1, whose product is annotated as atlastin GTPase 1. Lineage: Eukaryota; Metazoa; Chordata; Chondrichthyes; Orectolobiformes; Hemiscylliidae. The record is from RefSeq and is a predicted model, not a curated record. Gene Ontology annotation, molecular function: GTP binding; GTPase activity.